AUACCCAUUGUCAACCUCAAAGUCCCUACUUCAGAAACAUCAAACCUGCACAAAAGACCUCUCAGGCCACCUCCCACCUUUUCCCCUCCUAAAGAUGGAUGAAGACAAGUUUCAAGAUGACAUCCGGACGUACAGAGAAAGAAGUUGGCUCCAGUUCAGAUCAAAGCCCUACUUCCAUGUCUACGUGCUCUUGGCCGUCUCUUACCUGCUGAUUCUCGUUUUCAUCAUUGUUGGACUUUCCAAAGUAACAUCACUUUCAUCAGAACUGAGUGAAAUGAAUGCGGAGAUUCCAAAGCGACCCUCUGGACUUGAUGAUCAAUUGUUCCCCUGCGGGCCUGACACCAGACAGUGGGAGUAUUUCAACGAGAAGUGUUACUACUUCUCCCUAGAAACUGCUCCUUGGACGCGAGCCAAGACUCGAUGUGAAGAGAAACAGUCUCAGCUGGUCAUCGUCAAUAGUAUGGCAGAACAGAAUUUCCUUCAGAGCCGGACCAGAAAUGAGCGCUAUUGGAUGGGACUGACGGACAUGGAUGCAGAAGGAGUGUGGAGAUGGUUGGACGGCAGCGAUUACACAAGAGGCUUCCAGCACUGGAAGGCUGGAGAGCCCAAUGACGAUGCACGCAAUGAGGACUGUGCCCAUCUCUGGGGCAACGGUGAAUGGAACGACGUCUACUGCACCUACCUCUGCUACUACAUCUGUGAGAAGCCUUUGCCUGGCGCAGCCACAGCCCAUCACAGGGGGGCCUAAACAUCCCUUGCGAUGCUCCCCGAGGCACAGAGUAAAGAAAGAUCCAGUCUCCGCAUCCCUGUAGGUUCUAAUGCACACAUGGGGGGAAGAACCCUUUGAGACGUAAUUUUUAAAGCUUUUCAUUUUGAAAUGUGACCAUUUUUGCAAAUCGUUACGGACAAGGGGUUUUGGAAAUCAUUCCCGAUUACCAUAUAUAUAUCUGGUAUUUAAUUCUUUUGCAAUUCUACAGCAAAAUCUAUUGAAUGUAUGGCUGGCUGCUGUUUCACACAGCUUGAAGUUUGGUUUACAGCUUGAAUAAAUUCCUCACUUUUCCUUUU
Molecule: messenger RNA, 1065 nt
Organism: Eublepharis macularius
Lineage: Eukaryota; Metazoa; Chordata; Lepidosauria; Squamata; Eublepharidae
Product: hepatic lectin-like
Exons: 6
Coding region: 95-748 (217 amino acids)
Source: RefSeq, a predicted model, not a curated record